AUGGCCAUGUGCAUGAUCCAUGGAUUUGGAACCAGGCAAGAUCGUAUGAUGGCAGCAAGAACCUUGGAGGAACUCGCUCAGGACGGUCACAGUGACAGCCAACUUUGGAUUGGAGAGUGCUAUAAAUGCGGCGAGGGUGUUUCGAAGGACUACGAGCAGGCCUUUCAGUGGUUUAAUAAGUCCGCUGAACAAGGUAAUCCAUACGGGCAGUGGUGGGUUGGUUACUGCUAUCACUGGGGAUUUGGAGUCGCUCAGUUCCGAGGGCUGGCAACGGACUGGUUUCGCAAGUCGGCCGACCAGGGCAAUCGGUAUGGACAAGCCUGGCUCGGCGAGUGCUUCAAGACUGGUCAUGGUAUCGCAAAGAACAACGAAAGCGCUGUGUUCUGGCUUCGUCGAUCUGCCGAUCAAGGGCUUGAGUUUGCCAUCAGCCGCCUCAAUAACAUUGACAAGCGGACUUGA
Polychytrium aggregatum is the source of this 459-nucleotide messenger RNA. RefSeq lists its product as uncharacterized. NCBI's taxonomy places the organism in Eukaryota, Fungi, Chytridiomycota, Chytridiomycetes, Polychytriales. Gene Ontology annotation, molecular function: protein binding. The record is from RefSeq and is a predicted model, not a curated record. The transcript has a single exon. Bases 1 to 459 code for a protein of 152 amino acids.